CUACAAUCGAUUGGGGCGGAAUGCUGAAGAGGCAGAUGCAGAAGAGAUCAUUGAAUUGGCUAGUAAAGCUUCUGUAGUCGAUCAACAAAAGCAAAUCCAAGAGAACAUCCAUUUUCAAAUUAAGAACUUUUGCUUAUCUAUGGAUGAAAUUCUUCUUCCUAAUUUGAAGAAGGGAAAUAAUCCGGGUGAAGCACUUGCACAGUCAAAUACUGCCCCUCGUCGAAGUGGCCUUAGUUUUGCUGUUGGAAAGAGUGGUCCAGCUACUGAUUGUCUUGCUAUACCUGAGACAAGGCCAUUAAAGAGUGCUGAAGUCUCACGGAGAUUGAAGGAUCUAAUUGGCUACACACUUGAUCUAAAACCAUCCAAGAUACCACACAAGGAAGCAGGACAAGGAUUAUUUGUAGAAGGCGAAGCUGAUGUUGGCACUGUGAUUGCCUUGUACCCUGGUGUAAUUUACUCUCCAGCUUAUUAUCGUUACAUUCCUGGAUACCCAAGAGUUGAUUCCCAUAACACAUACUUGAUCACAAGGUAUGAUGGUAAUGUGAUCAAUGCCCAGCCUUGGGGUUUUGGGGGUGAAACCCGGGAAAUGUGGAAUGGGUCAAUUGUGCCACAAAUAAGGUCUGAUAAGGAAAGUGGUGAGAAAGGUCUGGACCGGUUCUGGAAAAUGAUCAGUAAGCCUGUAGAAGGGACACAAGUUGGCGGUACUGGUGAGAUCCUAGAGCGGAGAAAUCCAUUAGCUUUGGCUCAUUUUGCCAAUCAUCCGGCGAAGGGAAUGGCUCCAAAUGUCAUGAUUUGUCCUUAUGAUUUCCCAUUGACUGAGAAGGACCUGAGAGCCUACAUACCAAAUAUAACACUUGGCAACUCCGAAGAAGUGAAUAUGAGAAGAUUUGGCAGCUUUUGGUUCAGAUCUAGGGGGAAAGAUAUUGGGUCUGAUGUUCCUGUUCUGAAGACUCUUGUCCUGGUGGCUACUAGGGCACUUUGUGAUGAAGAAGUGCUGUUGAACUAUAGGUUAAGCAACACAAAGCGAAGGCCAGAGUGGUAUUCUCCAGUGGAUGAAGAGGAAGACCGAAGGAGAUGGAGCUAGAGGAUGAAUGCCAAACAUCAAAAGUUUUCUGUGCAGAACUUGGGUUCUUCAUGGAGAAUGUUCAUGUCUUCAAGAAUCUGCCUUGAACUGAGUUUACUCCAUCGAUAUCUAGGUCUGACAGGUUGGUAGAUUUCAGAUUAGAAGCACAGGCUUGAAUUAUCUUAUUAGGUUGAACUUGCCAAAUUUUUUGAGGCAUGAUUCUGAAUAAAUUCGUUUUUUUGCUUGUCUCUUGUUGGUUCCCAAGUUUUUUAACAGCCAAAUCAGAAGACUGAAACUUUCAUUUUGUGUUAUUCAGUUAAUACUGACAGUAGACUUGUAUCAUCUGAUGAUGCCAUGUGAAUUGCUAGAAGCAUGUAAAGUGUAUGACUAAUCCAAUAAUGAAAGUUUUAUAA
This is a messenger RNA of Jatropha curcas, 1476 nucleotides long. NCBI's taxonomy places the organism in Eukaryota, Viridiplantae, Streptophyta, Magnoliopsida, Malpighiales, Euphorbiaceae. The record is from RefSeq and is a predicted model, not a curated record.